CCAUUUCAUAUGCACACAGGAUCAAAAAGAUAAAACGGAAACAUGAAAAAGGUUUUGGCCAUCAUAAGUUUAACUGCGUGUCUCUGCUGCUGUGGAGUGCAGAGUGCUAGACGGUCAAAUGAUAAAUUAAGUCAACGAAUUGUCAACACUGGGACUGUAGUCUUUUUAGACAUCGUGGAGAAAGUCAGAAACACUACAGAGAAAUUACUGAGAGAUAAUCAGUUCAAGAAAUUAAGGAUUUCUGUCCAAGGAUACAUGAAAACCUUACGAGAAUUUGCCAAACUAUUGAACACUACUGAGAGUGCUAGAGAGAGCCAGGAUAAUUCUGUUAUAUUAGCGCAGAGAUUUUUUACAUUACUGACUGGUGUUACAUUUGUGACAACAGUCCGGGAGGUCUUUAACGGGUUUUUCUUUCCAUAUAAAAAGAUUUACCAUGAGACCUUAAAAAACGAGACUGUGGUGGACAUCUGGAAUGAAGUGGAGUCAAACUAUCUUCCAGGAGCUCCUCCAAUCUACAGUAAACCCAUGCAGUUCUUCAGUCACCUUCUGGCCAAGGCAGUGGUGAAGUCCCAGCUGGUGAACAUGCUUGAAGCUGGAGUAGAUACUGUUAUGGAGAUCGGAAAAAUCAAUUUUAACCAACAUCAUGAUGACAUGCAGAUGGUUGUGGAUCAAAUCAGACGGAAAGCCUUUGAAAUUUCCGUUUUGGAAAGACAAAAAGAGAAAAAUGAUUUCCUUAUAUCAUUAAGAACUGCAUCUGGAGUAUUUGUUUUUUACUGGGAUACAGUUUUGGAACACACUGAAAGAUCAUCGUUCCAUGCAAAAUACUUGGAUUCCAGGAAGCGAUGGGCAGAGCUAACCGAGUUGAGAAACCCAAGUGAGGCACAUACUUUUUUAGACGUUGCAAGGAGGAUUUUAAAAAGUAGAGCAUUGCCUUGUAAUUCCAUUUGGCCUUGUCAUUUUUCAUUUUUCUUUUCCAGAGUAAUUGAAAUUUAUUUUGGUGAAUUCUGUGCAUCUCAGGAAUAUUAUCGUCUUGGAAAUGCAACUAUUGGUUUGGACAGAUUCAAUCAGUCCAACUGGGCUGUUGUCAAAAGCGCUGUUAUUUACUCUCUUCCUGUAUAUGAAAAACUGACGAAGCUCGGCUUUGGGAUUUCUGAGAUCAACAGGUUUCUUCUCAGAUUUAACAAAAUAGCCCUUAUUCUUGAAGGGAAUGAUAAACCCAGACGUUGGGACACUCACAGCACUAUUGAGAGCAUACCUGUUUUUAUUUUGUUUUCACUUGCUUUUGUCGCUGAUAAGGAGAUAAUGAAUAGCAAGGAUAACCAACUAUUACUGCCUUUGCGAGUAAUUCGGAGAGUAUUUCUAGAGUUCUGGAGCACUAUUCCCACAGCAAGAAAUGAGACUGAAAGCCAGCUAAUACAGAGCAAAUGGAAUCAUAUGAGUAACAUCACCAAUAACGAGUUAUUGAAAAGUAACGCAUUUACUCGAAAGCAGCUUGAAGACGCGCCAAAGAACUUUGUUCAAGCCAUUCACCAGAUCCUGGAGAAACUGAAGCAGUAUACUGAUCUCGUAGAUGGCUUCGAUGAAAGGAUCGAUCCAGCAUUGUUAGCCUUCAAGAAGUUGAUCCAUGACACAGAUGAAUCUUUUCAUGUUAUCUGGGACUUACUGUUGGAGUAAACUCUUUAUAUUUGCAGCUGCUGGCAAUAAACAGGAUUAUACCAGCAAUACAUGAACAGUAA
Carassius carassius (crucian carp) is the source of this 1736-nucleotide messenger RNA. RefSeq lists its product as uncharacterized. NCBI's taxonomy places the organism in Eukaryota, Metazoa, Chordata, Actinopteri, Cypriniformes, Cyprinidae. Bases 43 to 1674 code for a protein of 543 amino acids. The transcript has 18 exons. The record is from RefSeq and is a predicted model, not a curated record.